Molecule: messenger RNA, 2756 nt
Organism: Mya arenaria
Lineage: Eukaryota; Metazoa; Mollusca; Bivalvia; Myida; Myidae
Product: 17-beta-hydroxysteroid dehydrogenase 14-like
Exons: 9
Coding region: 1747-2511 (254 amino acids)
Biological process (GO): steroid catabolic process
Cellular component (GO): cytosol
Molecular function (GO): estradiol 17-beta-dehydrogenase [NAD(P)+] activity
Source: RefSeq, a predicted model, not a curated record
UUAUCGGGUGGGGUAAGUGCAGAAGUAGAUUUGUUGGGUGGUUUUCUUAAGUGUCGUUAUUAUGCAGAGUGAUGGAACUUUCUGCGUGAGUGAUUGUUGAGGUCGGUUGUUGACGAACUUUUGAUAAGAUGAUAAGAUUCUGGAGCAUUAUUCAUGUUUUUCCUCUGACAUUUCAGAAUAUAAGUCCGUUUUCGCGGUCACAUGACCAACUCACUGUACAACAUAGAGAAAAUCACGUGAUCAAAUUAAAAUUAACCCGGCAACUUGUUAUAGGACCGAAUAGCAGCAAGUGAAAGGAUAAAACUUAGCUUGUUAUCUUGCUUCUAUGCUUGUCCUGUAGUUUUCUUAUAUUUACCUUAUCUAUGCCAAAUACGAAUACUUAUAUUGCAACCGAUCACCAAUAAAGUCACUGAUUAUAUGACAAUACAGUCCAGCGAUUUCAUUUAAGACGGUAGGGGAGAUGGGGUGAGGCACAUCUCACUCUAAUCGGCCAACGUUGCUUCUACGCAAAGGGCUGUUAGUUGUACUACCCAGAAUGCCAGUUUCGCCUUAUGUAAUGUACCGUUUCACAUGAGUAUGUUAAAUAUCGUUAACUUUCGUUCGACAGCAAAACAACAUUAGAAAUUCACCCGAGGACAAUACAUGCGGUCCCUACUGAUGCACUGUUUUGUGUUUUAACUGCAUAUCGACGCAUUCAUUUGACAUUUUAUAUACUACAUAUUAACAUAUUUAAUAGAAUAUCUCCUGAACACGCAUUUCUGUAUUCAAUUUUGGGUCUCUGGCACCUGAAUUUUGCCUAGAAAAGUUGGAGCUAGCGGGCGUAUUAAAAAUAAUAAAAGCGGGCCAAUGCAAAACCAAUUUCCCUAUAUAACUACUGUUUACAAUGAUACUCAUGAACUAGUAACACUUAAUUCUGGCUUCUGAGUGUAUGUUUAAGGGAACAUUCAACGAAAUAUUAACUGUAUGCGUGACUGUAAGUUGUCAGAGAGAUGUAAUGACAUGAUCCUCCGCUGUUUAAUACAGUUAAGCUUUAACAGAAAGCGUUUCUUGGCAUUUUUUCAAAUGCUUGUUUUUUUUCGAGAAAAAUGGGAGCGGUACUUUGAAGAAUAAACAUGAUUUUGUUUUGCAUUUUCUAAAGCAAAGGUACAUUUGAAAACAUCGAUUUGGUGGGACCUAGCAAAUCCCUAAAUAUACGUGACCUUGCAAUUGCAUGGUCGCGGGACGAUAUUGUACGAAUGGUUUUAGGCUCGGUUAAACUGUUAUUUUUUAUUUUAUAUCAAAUUUUAUUAUAUUGUCUCAUUGGUAAUGCAACUAUGUUGUUUACUUUACCAUUAACUCAAAAAUAUUUUCAACAGACCUGAUUAACUGCUAUGCAAUACAUCAAUUGACUGAAAAUGUAUCAUAUUAAAAAAAUAUGAAAGUAUAUUAUGGUUUAAUACUUAGUCUACAGAGAAGCGGGUUAUUUUUUUGCUAUUUCGGAAUCCACAAAUAUCUUUGAUGAUUCUAAGCGUUGGAAAGUCGAUGUCCUUCGGAAUCCUUGAAUACCUUGGCUGACCCUCUAAGGACUGGAACGUCGAUGUCCAUCGGAAUCCUCGAAUAACUUGGAGUAUCUGUUGAAUUUAUUGCUAUGCCCUCAUACCAUUCAGCACUAUUAUGUGUGAACUAGUCCUAGAUAACGAACUGGAACAAGUGUGCAUAUACAACGCAAAUUCUUAUCAGAGUUGUUAAGUUUACACAUCAUUAAAGAUGCUUACAUUCAAAAACAAAGUAGCGAUAGUAACAGGAGGUUGCCAGGGAAUCGGAAAGGGUUGUAGCGAAAUAUUAGCUGAAAAUGGCGGUACAGUCUUUGUGUUUGAUAUAAAUGACAAAUUAGGCGAGUCAAUAAGCUGCAAUGGUCCUGGUAAGAUCAUCUACAUGAAAUGCGAUGUUAACGAUGAGGCUCAAGUCAAGACAUGUUUAGACAAAGUAAUUGAGAAAUAUGGGCAAAUAGACUGUAUCGUUAACAAUGUUGGAACUCACCCCGGCAAUGCAAACAUCGAUGACAUUUCUGUUCACGACUUUCGAAAAUUACUAGAACUGAAUGUUGUAAGCCACUUCACCAUGUACAAAUAUGGAUUACCUCACCUGCGGAAAACCAAAGGUUCUGUGGUCAACAUUGCCAGCUUAAGUGGAACUCAUGGUCAAAGAGCGAGUGCAACGUAUAGUUGCACCAAGGGAGCGAUUCCAGCCAUGGCAAGAACGUUGGCAAUAGACGAAGCCAAGAAUGGUGUUAGAAUUAACACUAUAUGUCCUGGGCCAAUCAGAACUCCCCUGUACGAUGACUGGGCCGCUAGCUUGAAGGAUCCAGAGGAGGCAGAGCGUGUAAAAUUAAUGCUGCAAUUGGGUCGCAUCGGCGAUCCUCGGGAAAUUGGAAAGGCGUGUCUCUUUCUGGCGACUGACGCAACCUUCACCACGGGGACUGAGUUGAUGUGUACCGGAGGCUGUGAGAUCGGAUACGGAGUUAAAGUCUAAAUUCCUUGUCGCGCAAACCGAAGAAAUGGGUUUUAAAAAAACCACAAAAAACAUUAUCUUUUGUUGUUUUUUCAAAAUGAUCUCUGGCAUUGUCUUGUGAAAUUUAGUUUGCCUAUAACUUUACUUAAACGCAUCAGAGUUUGACGAAUUAAAUGUGUUGUGGAUUGUUAUUAUGUAUUUCUUUUUCACAUGCUCAUGCUGUCAUGCUAUAUGAACAGUUGUUUCAAAUAAAACUUGGAUUGGUU